Messenger RNA from Rotaria sordida, 978 nucleotides. Lineage: Eukaryota; Metazoa; Rotifera; Eurotatoria; Philodinida; Philodinidae. The record is from the annotation of a GenBank genome assembly.
AUGUGGUUCUCUAUUUUUACAAUCGUUGUUUUUAUAUACGUUAUUUAUCGUUUAUUGAAAUUUUGGAUAUUUGAUCCAUGGCGUAUUCACAAAGAUUUGUGGGCGCAAGGAAUUCCUGGACAAUACAUACCUAUAGUUGGUGAAGCUUUUAGUAUACGUCGUGCUAUUCUUGCUGAUGAUCCAAUGUCUUAUAAUAUUGAAAUGACAAAGAAAUUUGGUAGUUAUUAUCAUACAUCAUUUGGUCCUCUAGCUCGUUUGGUCAUUAGUGAUCCUUUAUUAAUUCGAGGAGUAUUGAAAACAAAUGCUCAUGCUUAUCAUAAAUCUACUUUAAUACACCUUAUUCUCGGUACGAUAUUAGGAUCUGAAAAUCUUUUAAUGGCUGAAGGUAAUAUUCAUGCACAACGUCGACGACUUAUUGCACCUGUUUUUCAACAGCAAAAUCUAAAUUCUAUGAUUUCAUUUAUGGUUGAAAUAACAUCUAAUCUUCUUAAUAAAUGGUCAUUGACUAUGACUAAUGCAAAUAAUACAGAUAAUAUAUUAAUUAUUGAUAUUCAUAAAGAAAUGACAGGUUUAACAUUAGAUAUUGUUACUGGAUGUGUCUUCGGAAGUGGACUAAUGAAAGAUGAACAUGUACGAGAAAUUAUUUAUCAAGGUCUUACGAAAACAUUAGAAGAUGUUGAAGAAAGAACAUUUAAUAUGAUUGCUAUUAUUCCAAUUAUUAAUCGAUUACCAUUAGCAAGUAAACGACGAAUUGAUAAAUCAAAAGAGAACAUUCGACAUGCUGUGAAACAAAUUAUUGAUGAACGAAAAAAAGGAUUUACUAAAUCUGCAUGCAAAGGGCCAGAUUUACUUGAUUUACUUUUAUGUGCACGUGGAAAUGAUAAAACAAGUAAAUUGACUGAUGAAGAAGUCUUUGCAGAGGCUUUAACAUUUGGUAUAAUUAAAAUCAUAAUAUAUUCUAUAAAAUUUACUUCAUAA